Molecule: messenger RNA, 537 nt
Organism: Quercus robur (English oak)
Lineage: Eukaryota; Viridiplantae; Streptophyta; Magnoliopsida; Fagales; Fagaceae
Product: mavicyanin
Exons: 2
Coding region: 1-537 (178 amino acids)
Cellular component (GO): plasma membrane
Molecular function (GO): electron transfer activity
Source: RefSeq, a predicted model, not a curated record
AUGGCUUCUUUCUCCAAGAGUUCCACCACAGUUCUAAUUGUGUUCUUGUUUACCGUAUUCUGCACUCUUCACAAUUUCUCAGUCUCUUCCUUUGAGUUCGAAGUUGGAGGCACCCAUGGUUGGGUAGUCCCACCAGCCAAUGACAGCAAAAUCUACAAUGACUGGGCCUCAGAAAACCGCUUCCAAGUUGGUGACACUGUCCGUUUUAGAUACAGGAAGGACUCAGUUAUGGAGGUGAAUGAGACAGAGUAUAAGAGGUGCAAUUCCUCUCACCCCAACUUCUUCUCCAACAAUGGGAAUUCAGUUUUCAGGUUGAAUCAGCCGGGUCCUUUCUACUUCAUCAGUGGAGUAUCCGGGCACUGCGAGAAGGGUCAGAGGAUGAUCGUAAAAGUGAUGUCACAUGAGGAAGAGUCUCCAUCUGGUGAUGGUGGCGGCAAAUCAUCAUCUGGUUCCCAUGUUGCAGUUUCUUCACUUGGAGUCUCUGCAUUAGUCUUUCUUCAGUUUGUGUUGUCAUUUGUUGCUUCUAAUGUUAUAUAG